AUAACGAAAUCUGUUAAUCCCUUGGAUGGGAUCCUCAAUUCCUCAUGCGUUUGCUCCUUCUCACAGCUUCAACGUCUUUGAUUGAACAUGGAAUAUGCGCUAUGGUUGGGCAUAUGCGUCUACAUAGGGACUGUUAAUGAUGACGUAGGGGAAAGAAAGGUCCAAAAAGAAGAACCCACUUCUUUCUUUCUGUCACUAAUCUGAAUAGUACAGUAAUGUCAUUUAUCUCUAGUCGUAUUUCUUCUCAGAUGACCGACCCAGUAAAAAAAUAAAAUAAUACACACACGCCCUCCAACAGAGAAAAAGGAGAAAUCCUCCCCUGUAUUUGCUCCUCUUUUCUUCUUUUUCUAUCUAUUAUUGCUUCUAUCACUUUUCAUAUCCCCAGCGGACGACCUUAGAGUUCGGCGUAUGUUCACUGAUUAAUAGACACUAUUUUCAGGUGCCUAACUAAAAACCCCAGCUUAAUCAAUAUCUUCUCUCUCUCUUUCUUUUUGUAAAUUAAGAAGAAGAAGGGUCAUUUUUUCUAUUGGACAAAUUUUCAAGCACCAUAGUUCCUGAAAAAUUAUGGCAGUGGUUGAGAAUGCUGAUACGAGCGUUGUUGGCUCAUCGAUUGGGACUGACGGGAAUCUUGGAAACGGCGUCAGUGUCGAUCAUCUGUCAGCAAACAAGAACGAGAACGGUGUGACAAGGUCAACGAUACAGAGCGAUGAGAAUUUCAAUACGAUCACUACAGUGGCUCAUCAUAAACUGAACGGUGUAGAUUUAAGAAGAAAUGGAGGAGGAGAGGAGUUUAGGAGGGAAAAAGUUAGGGAUUUUGAGGAAAUGCUUUCCAAAUUGAAAUUGAAUCCCAUGGCUAAAGAGUUUGUGCCCCCUUCACACACUAACACCAAUCACAUACUGAUGCCUUUACCACCCCGUGCCAGCGGUGGGCAAUUUGGUUAUGAUCCCAGUAAUUUUCUAGUUCAGAGUAGCCCCAGAUUUGCCAAUGGAAAUUUUAACAGAAGGAAGAAGAAUGGCUAUGGUUCUGCUAGGAGAAAAACGAAUACUCGAACAAGCAUGGCCCAACAAGAAGAGGUUAUAAGGAGGACAGUUUAUGUAUCUGACAUUGAUCAUCAGGUGACUGAAGAGCAACUUGCAACACUCUUUCUUAGUUGUGGACGUGUUGUUGACUGUCGUAUAUGUGGUGACCCAAAUUCUGUACUUCGUUUUGGCUUCAUUGAGUUCACAGAGGAAGACAGUGCGAGGAAUGCUUUGACUCUUGCAGGAACUAUGCUUGGGUAUUACCCUGUGAGAGUUCUUCCCUCCAAAACUGCAAUUGCACCUGUUAAUCCGACUUUUCUUCCAAGGUCUGAAGAUGAAAGGGAGAUGUGUGCAAGAACUAUUUACUGUACAAACAUUGAUAAUAAGCAGGUUACUCAAGCAGAUGUCAAGCUCUUCUUUGAAUCCACUUGUGGAGAGGUUCAGCGCUUGCGGUUGCUUGGUGACCAUCAUCAUCCGACUCGUGUAGCUUUUGUUGAGUUUGUCAUGGCGGAGAGUGCAAUUGCAGCUCUGGACUGUAGUGGCGCAGUCCUGGGAUUACUCCCUAUAAGGAUCAGCCCGUCGAAGACUCCUGUCCGACCCCGGAGUCCUCGCUCGGGAAUGCUGUGAUCAAUGUCUUUGGCAGUGUCUUUUGGCUGAUCUUCUGCUUAUAAUCAUCUAAAUACAUGUAUAGGUACAGAUACCAAGAGUACAUGUUGCCUUUUAAUAUUUCGAAUUGUAUCUCAGUUGCGCAUCUGUUAUCCACGGGGUACUUGUCAGGUCUGUCAAGCUUGAGUGGUUUAUGAGUGCGUAAAUUUACGUAAUUUAAGCUGGUAAACAAGUAAAUUAUGUUUCUGUACGCAAUGCCUUGACGUAUUAAUAGUGGUUGACGUUAUUAACAGUGAUGGUCAUCUUCUCAAAA
This is a messenger RNA of Nicotiana tabacum (common tobacco), 1939 nucleotides long. RefSeq names its product polyadenylate-binding protein-interacting protein 12. Lineage: Eukaryota; Viridiplantae; Streptophyta; Magnoliopsida; Solanales; Solanaceae. The record is from RefSeq and is a predicted model, not a curated record. Gene Ontology annotation, molecular function: RNA binding.